Molecule: messenger RNA, 3783 nt
Organism: Thalassophryne amazonica
Lineage: Eukaryota; Metazoa; Chordata; Actinopteri; Batrachoidiformes; Batrachoididae
Product: RNA exonuclease 1 homolog
Exons: 16
Coding region: 27-3431 (1134 amino acids)
Cellular component (GO): nucleus
Molecular function (GO): metal ion binding; exonuclease activity; nucleic acid binding
Source: RefSeq, a predicted model, not a curated record
UGAACCGUGACUCGCGUGUUUUUGUGAUGUUUCCCUCGUUUGGGUUAUUUUCUGCUGCAGCAUGUCCGUUGUUCAAAUAUGGAUUUUGUAAGCGGCCUUAUUGUUUGUUCAAACAUACCCCAGAAGAUGCGCUCGGUGCCUCGAACAAACUACCGAGAAGUGAUUUUACAGGUGUCCAAAAUGGGUCUUCGUCUGCUGUCUGUGGAAGCUUCCAGGAGCUGGAGCGACUUGACAAAGAGAUUGAAACUGUGAAGCAUGAAGUGGAAGAAGAGCAGAAAAGACUGUCACUCUAUCAGACAGAACAAACUGAUAGCAAGAACACUGCACAGAAAUACAGCACAACUUUAAAGUCUCCUAGAGUCUGUAAAAACGCAGAGGGUUUGUAUAGCCAGCAGUCAUGCACAAGUUUGAGUGAAACGGAUUCUGGAGCAAGGAAGUAUGUGGUUGACAAUUCCAAACCAAGGACUGACUUAGAAUAUGAUCCUCUGUCUAACUUCUCUGCUAAUCUACGGUCUUACAGUUCAUCUGGUAAAAUGAAAAGUCGACAAAGCUUGAAAAGAACAAGGGAUGUUGUGUGUGAUGACAAAAACAAGCCACCUGCAUGCCAGGCACGUCAUCCUCAAACAUCUCCAGACCUGCUCGAUGAUUCGAAUGAAGAUUGUGUCCUUAUUAUUGACAUACCUCAUUCACCUGAUAAAAAGAGAGCGCAAUUUGACAAGCCCCUGAACGCGAUGGGAGAACUUAAGGACAAAUCAGUAGAAAUGCUGGCUGUGGAUGACAAAUUGCCUUCAAAACUUGCUGAAAUAAAUGGCAGUGUUGGACUUGAUAAAAGUUUAACUGAUGCCCUGAGAUGGAAACCUCAAAAAGCUACUUGUGUUCAGCUUGAGGAAAUGGUGGCAGUGAAAAAUCCUGAACUUGGUGCAGGUGUUCCUGCCAGUAGAGACUCUCCAGAAUUCAACCUGGUGAUUGAAGAGGAAGGGUACACCCUUAAUGUUGAAAUGGCUCAGUGUGAGAUCCUGUGUAGUGCAAAGAAAGUGAGUCCAGUGCAGCAGACUCUUGCACCAAAUAAAUCACCAGCUGUGAACUCAUUGUGCUCGGGCACACAACACACUGUGCAAACUCUGAAAAAGGAGCAGUCUACUCUGAACACUGGUACUUCUAACUGGUCUACAGCACAGGAUGCACAGUCAGGACUGGCGCUUCAGCAAGAAUCAAGGAAAUUGCAGAGUAAAAGUGCUGUUUUCCCCACAAAACCUCAUGGCUGUGUGGCAGGAGCAGAAUCUGGCAGCUGCUCAGCUGCAUCUAGCAUGGAACAUUUGGCAGAUGAUGCAGGACUACUGGCUGCAGUAUCAGAGGAGAAAGCAGAAAAUGUUAUUAUAAUUGACUCCAGCUCAGAGGAAGACCUGAAUUGUCAUGACUCUGACCUGGAGAUGUCAGAAAGUGACACAAUGGAAGAAUGCUACAGGAUCUUUAUGGAGGCAAACGCUGAGAACAACAGUGCAGAGCAGGCCAACGUGUCAGAGAGCACUGUGACUGUGGAUCCUUGGGAGGAACGUGUGAAACCCCAGCCUUUGACGGCAAAGAAAAGGGUGGCUCAUGAAGUCAAACACACAGAGUUACUUGCCAGAAAAAGAACUCAGCCCCAGGUGCUGGUUCCCCUGUGUAGUCAGUCUGUUCAAGGAUUGGCCCCUCAGCCCUCUGUCCCUACCAGGAUCCAGCAAAUACAGCAGAGUGCCUCCAUGUACACCGCAGCUGUUAAGAGUGGACAGGCUGUUUCAGCUAGUCUUCAGAAGAAACAAGAGGCUCGGGCUGUGAUAGCUCCUCAGUGUCAACCUUCAGUAAGCAAGCCCACUCCUCUAACAAAAGCGUAUGUCAACUACAUACCUUUGGGAACUGCUGUGAUUGGAGUUGGAAACAAUGUGCACUUGAUCCUUCCAGAAGGCGCCUUUCCUCUGCCUGCGACUUCAAGUUCUGCUUCUGUUGCGUCUGUGUUAAGUCCCAUCAGUCAAGUGCACAUGAACCCUGUCUCUUCAAAACAAACGCACUACCCACCUGCACUUUCCACAGUGCACAGAUCCCACACGACACCACCUCUGAUCAUUCCUGCUCUGGCACGCAAGCCCGCUGUCUCUGUUGUGGCAUUGGCACACUCGCAGCCAGCCCCGCCCACUGCCCCUCCUCAGGCACCCCAAACCGCUACUAAGUUACAAAAUAAGCAGAAAAUGAAGCGGCAACAGAGUGAGGCGACUAAAGACAAAGUUCCCCGUGACAUCAGACAGCGUUACGUGAACAUGUUUACAGAAGAGUUCCUGAAAACUGCAACCUCUGUCAAGGAUGCCUUUGAAAAGGCUCUCACUGAAGAGAGGACGGUGUAUAAUCGCAGUAUAAAUAAACUUAAAUACUUGAGUGCUGCAGUUAAUGCAUUGAAGAGGUUGAAGAGCCAAAGUGUGACUGCUGCUAAAGAUGAAAGUGACAUAAAAGGCGAAAGAUCCAAAGGCUGUGUUCCGCUUAAUGUGAAGAAGCUCAAGAGAAGCGGUGACGUGGCACUGUUUGAGAGUUUAAAAGAUUAUAUUUUGACUGAGGAAAUGCUGAUUGAGAACAACUAUCCUCUGCAGCACCCAGAGAAACCUGCUGCUGCUGUUCUGUUUAUUGAUAAUAAAGGAAACACUGAUCCCCACAAGAGGAUCUGCUGUCGAUGUGGGGCGACAUACUCUGUGAGCCAAACUGGGAAACACAUCCGUAAGGAGGAGUGCAACUACCACUAUGGCAAAGGAGUGGAGAACAGAGUACCAGGUGGUGUGGAGACCCGCUACAGCUGCUGCCAGGGAGUCAUGGGAACACCUGGAUGUCAAGUCUUUAAAUUGCAUGUCCAUGAUUCUUUCAACAUGGGUGGCUUUGUGUCUACUCGCACAAGAGAUUCUUCAGAUACAACCUGCCCUGGCGUUUACGCUAUAGACUGUGAAAUGUGUUAUACUAUUCAAGGUUUGGAGCUAUCAAGAGUGUCUGUGGUCAACUCCAGUCUGAAUGUUGUCUAUGACACCUUCGUGCAACCAAGCAAUGAGGUCAUCGACUACAACACAAGGUUUUCAGGAAUCUGUGAGGAGGAUAUGAUGGGUAAUCAUGUCUCACUGAGAGAGGUCCAAGAGACCUUGCUGACCUUCAUCAAUGCUGAUACUGUUCUGAUUGGACAUGGCCUGGAAGCUGACCUCUGUGUCCUUAAGUUGCUACAUAAGACAGUGGUGGAUACGUCAGUGGUUUUUCCCCACCGUAUGGGUCCCCCCUACAAGCUGACCCUCAACAGCCUCACUGCAGAUUACCUCAGAAAGAUCAUCCAAGAGAGUGUUUGUGGCCAUGACACGGCUGAGGAUGCUGCUGCCUGCAUGGAGCUUAUGCUAUGGAAACUCAAAGAAGAUGGAAAACUGAAAAAAUAACUGGAAAUUAAUAUCCCGAUUGUACACACAUGAAAGCACAAAUCCAAAUCAUAUUAAACUUUCUUUUUUGUUGUUGUGCUGGCUCACUGAAUAUUUUCAGAUAAAAAUGGGAGGGUGGUGGAUUUGAGUUGAAUUGAAUAAUAUUUAUUUUGACUGUGGGCUAUUUGGAGCAGAGGUCACCAACCCAAUGCAUGGAGAUCACCUGACCUGCAUAUUUUCCAUGUACCUGUUGCGACUGCACCUGAAUGAUUGCCAAAGGUGUUUCCAAGCAGUUGAUUGUCUUAGCACACCUGACUUGAUGAGCAGGGAGAAUUGCAGGUGAUCUCUGGGAGCGUCAGUGGUGACUUAAGUG